AUGAGAGCACGUUCUGAUUCUGCCAUCAUUCGCGCACGUUACUCAUCAGAAGUAAGUGGAGUUAAUCGUUUCAGACAUUUUCAUACACCUAUUAUCUUAUCUGACAGACAAAAAAAUAAAUCAGACAUGUCUUCACUUUAUGAAAAUUUGCCGUUACUUGAAAAGAAAAUUAAAAAAAAUAGUCGUGUUUUAUUAGAAAUUGCAAAACCUUGCCAAGAAUGUAGUGAAACAUCACAAAAAGUUUCAAAUUCUCAUUUACCGUGUUUAAUUUUACAUCCUAAAAAUAAACAUAUUUCUAGAGAUAAAAUAGCUGUUGCAAGUGAUAUUAAUUCUUAUGACUAUACAUAUAAGAUUAAAUCUACAACCAAAAAAUUACAUUCCUCUUCAAAUAUUAUUUUAAGUGAAGAUAGUUUUGGUUCUAGUCGUACACUUCCUAAUGCAUCAGAUUAUGAAAGUGGAAUAAGUAAAAGUUCAAGUUUUUCAAAUAAUUCUUCAUUACUAUCACCAAAUUCAAUUUUUACAAGUAUGGAAAAAAAUAGUUAUAAACUAUUUGAUAACAGCACAAAUUCAUCAUUAUAUAGUAAAGUAUCAAAACCAGAUGGAUUAUUAAAAGUCUCAAAUAUAAGAAAUAUCCCUACAAAUCAAUCAUUUUUACCAGCAUCUAAUAAUGGAGUAAUACCCAGAAGACUUAAUUUAUUAAGUAACAAUUUAAGUUAUACAAAUAACGAAGGAUUAUCUAUUGAUAAAGCUCAAUCAAAACCAUUACUUACAAAACAAAGUAAAAGAAAAUUAAAAAACUUAAAAAAUGAUAUGAAAAGUUUUUCAUCUGAUAAUUUAACAGCAAUUAAUGAUAUAAAAGAUUACCAAUUUGAAAGAGAUGACAAUAUUGUUAAUUAUAAAAUGAAAAAAAAAAAUUUGGUUGAGAUUGGAACACAAACAGAUAAAGUUCGUUUUAAAAAAGAUAAGAAUGGUCUCAAAAAAAAGAAAAAACAAAGUAAAACUAAUAUGUCGAUGACAACAUCCGACUCGGGAAUCCAAACAGAAGUGUCAAGUAUAAUUCAAAUAACAAAAGCAUCCCAAACAUCUUUGAAUCCUCCACAAGAUAACCAUUUUAAGACGGAUGUUGACUAUGCUGAUGAAUAUUAUCAACUUGAUUUAUUUAAUGAAUUUACAAAAGCACUUAGUGAGACAAUUGAUUGUGAUUCUAGUAAAAAUCUUGCACACAAUAUAUUAGCAUCAAUCAAAGAAAAAGGAGAGGCAUGGAAAUAUGCAAAAAAAUUUGUAUCAACAAUUCUUAUUCCUCAAUCUGUUUCAUUAGCAAAUAAGGCACAAUAUAAUAAUAAAAUGUAA
This is a messenger RNA of Strongyloides ratti, 1350 nucleotides long. RefSeq lists its product as hypothetical. Bases 1 to 1350 code for a protein of 449 amino acids. The record is from RefSeq and is a predicted model, not a curated record. Lineage: Eukaryota; Metazoa; Nematoda; Chromadorea; Rhabditida; Strongyloididae. The transcript has 4 exons.